GCUGUGCGGGGCUGGAUUUAAGAACAAGGUUUUUGCACAGGAAGAACCGAGGCGGAAUGGAUCUAAAACUAAACAUGGACUAUUCCCCGCGUGAGACACUCGAGCUGCGGACUCUUGGACUGCUUUGAUUGGGCUCGCCUGCCUCUUUUGUGUCCGAAAUCCGCGGCUGCUCCUCGGGCAGCGUACACAGAUAGCUCGGCGCAUAGACAGACAGGGUGGGAGUGAGAGAAGUGGACAAAAAUGUCGGAUACAAAGGUAAAAGUUGCGGUGAGAGUUCGGCCCAUGAACCGCAGGGAAAUUGAACUCAAUACAAAAUGUGUCGUCGACAUGGAGGACAACCAGACAGUUUUACACCCCCCAACAUCCAAUGGAAAAGGAGAAAACAGAAAACAACCCAAGGUGUUUGCCUUUGACCAUUGUUUCUGGUCAAUGGAUGAGUCCAAUGUUCCUAAAUAUGCUGGUCAAGAGGUCGUGUUCAAGUGCCUUGGAGAGGGGAUACUUGAGAAUGCAUUCCAGGGAUAUAAUGCCUGUAUUUUUGCCUAUGGACAAACAGGGUCAGGCAAAUCCUUUUCCAUGAUGGGAAACAGUGAGCAGCCCGGCCUUAUCCCGAGACUCUGCUGUUCGCUCUUCGAGAGGGUCCACAAAGAGGAGAACGAAGCCCAUAAUUUUAAAGUGGAGGUUUCUUACAUGGAGAUCUACAAUGAGAAAGUCCGCGACCUGUUGGAUCCCAAGGGGAGUAGGCAGUCAUUGAAGGUACGGGAGCACAAAGUUCUGGGACCAUAUGUGGACGGCUUGUCACAGCUGGCUGUGACCAGUUUUGAGGACAUUGAGGUUUUGAUGUCUGAGGGGAACAAGUCCCGGACUGUGGCUGCGACCAACAUGAACGAAGAGAGCAGUCGAUCCCAUGCAGUCUUCAGUAUUAUUGUCACUCAGACGCUCUAUGAUCUUCAGUCUGGGAACUCAGGGGAGAAGGUGAGCAAGAUGAGUUUGGUGGACCUUGCGGGCAGUGAGAGAGUGUCCAAGACCGGAGCUGCUGGAGAGAGACUCAAAGAGGGCAGCAACAUAAACAAAUCUCUUACUACCUUGGGAUGUGUGAUUUCUGCCCUGGCCGAUCAGUCCACUGGAAAGGGGAAGGCAAAGUUUGUGCCUUACAGAGACUCAGUGCUGACCUGGCUGCUCAAGGACAAUCUUGGGGGCAACAGUAAGACAGCCAUGAUAGCCACUGUGAGUCCAGCGGCCGAUAACUAUGAAGAGACUCUGUCAACUUUACGUUAUGCGGACCGGGCCAAGAGAAUAGUUAACCAUGCUGUGGUGAAUGAAGAUCCUAAUGCUAGAAUUAUCAGAGAACUCAGGGAGGAGGUGGAAAAGCUCAAAGUUCAGCUCUCCCAGGCCGAGUCACUGAAGGCGCCUGAACUAAAAGAAAAGCUGCAGGAGUCUGAGAAGCUCAUUCAGGAUCUGACCGUGACUUGGGAGGAGAAAUUACGAAAGACAGAAGAAAUUGCAACUGAGCGGCAGAAGCAACUGGAGAGUAUGGGUAUCUCACUUGAAACAUCUGGGAUCAAAGUGGGCGAGGACAAGUCAUUUCUAGUCAAUCUCAAUGCGGAUCCUGCCCUGAAUGAGCUCCUGGUCUACUAUCUGAAGGAGCGCACACGUGUGGGUGCAGAUACAUCCCAGGAUAUCCAGCUCUUUGGGAUUGGGAUCCAGCCGGAGCACUGUGUGCUGGAGCUGUGCCCAGAUGGUGAUGUCACCCUGAUGCCCAUAGAGAAUGCAAGGACAUGUGUAAAUGGAACUAUCAUUGACUCCUUGGUGCACCUGUGGCAUGGGGAUCGAAUCUUAUGGGGCAACAACCACUUCUUCAGGAUAAAUCUUCCUAAA
Messenger RNA from Boleophthalmus pectinirostris (great blue-spotted mudskipper), 1875 nucleotides. Its product is annotated as kinesin-like protein KIF13A. Gene Ontology annotation, biological process: intracellular protein transport; cytoskeleton-dependent intracellular transport; microtubule-based movement. NCBI's taxonomy places the organism in Eukaryota, Metazoa, Chordata, Actinopteri, Gobiiformes, Gobiidae. The transcript has 16 exons. Gene Ontology annotation, molecular function: ATP binding; microtubule motor activity; ATP hydrolysis activity. The annotation marks the transcript as partial. Gene Ontology annotation, cellular component: kinesin complex; microtubule. The record is from RefSeq and is a predicted model, not a curated record.